CAAUGAUUAACAAAGAUAAAAAGAUGAGGACUAAAUGGAAAGCAUCCUAAGUCAAUGCUUUUGUUUCGUACAAAACCUGUGUAACGGAUGAGCAUAAUUUUAUCAAUAUUGGAGUAAGGCAACUAAACUGAAUAAUUACUGGAAAAAAUCAAAGUAAAUCAAUGUUCAGCGUAGGGAGAAAUUGUUUUGUGCAAGCUACGAAGAGAGCUAAAAAUUUUCACCUAAUUUGCCAGAAGUUUACACCUACGAAGCCUGAGCUUAAAACUUUACCAAUUUUCCAAUAUCCAAUAAGUCAAGAGAAUGAUCGCAGAGUAUAUGUGUGGGGUCUUGCGGAGCAUGGUGCUCUUGGAGAACCAAAAAUUUUAAAAAAGAACAAAAUCUCAUAUAUAUCAAAACCAAAAAGAUCGUUCUUUGCUGAGCAACAUAAAGUAAUAGAUAUCGCUUGUGGAUAUGGUUUCACAGCUUAUGCUAUACAUGCUUCAGAUAAGAAUAUUGUUUAUGGCACAGGAAUAAAUACAGAUUCACAACUUGGUUAUAAUAAAAUUGACAAGUCUAACAUGGUACAUAUUCCAAGACCGAUAUAUUUACCAUUACAGAAUACCUUAACCAAAACUGUAAGCAUGGCUGCUGGAAGAGCACAUUUAUUAAUACUAACAACAGAAGGUUUGUUUACACUAGGUAAUAAUGCAUAUGGUCAAUGUGGUAGACCAAUUAUAUUGAAUGAAGAUUAUGAAAAGAGUAUGGUUGUACAUCAUAUACCUGACAUUAAAGGAAAGAAGAUUACUGCAGUAACAGCUGGUCAAGAUCAUAGCGUACUCUUGACAGAGACAGGUGAAGUAUAUACUUUCGGUUGGGGUGCUGAUGGACAAACAGGUCUUGCGCAUUAUCAAAAUGAAUAUCGACCAAGUUUAGUGAAGGGUGAUUUAGCAGGACAGCGUAUAAUCAAAGUUGUUUGUGCUGCUGAUUGUGUAUUAGCUCUUAGUGAUAAAGGAAAAGUUUAUGGUUGGGGUAAUUCAGAAUAUAACCAGUUACCAGUACAAGAAGAUAAUUACCAAAUAAAUAUUGCUACAGAAUUGGAUACACAGAAAUUAGGACAUAUAAUAGAUAUUGCAGCAGGUGGAUGUUUCUGCAUGAUCUUAAAUAAUGAUGGCAAUGUAUUUGUAUGGGGAUAUGGUAUACUCGGUCUUGGGCCUCAAGUACAAAAAGCAUCAAAACCUACCAUGAUUCCUCCUGCCUUAUUUGGCAACAAUGUAUACAAUCGUAAUAUCAAGGUAACAAAAAUAUAUUGUGGCAUUAGUCAACUAGCGGCAAUAACCAAUUCAGGAGAUUUAUACAUGUGGGGUGGCAAUAAAUUUGGUUCUCUGGGAUUAGGACAUAUGAAAGAUCAAUUUUUUCCCUUAAGGGUUGCAGUAGGAGCUCAAGUAACAAAAGUUGCCUGUGGAGUGGAUCAUACAGUGACUCUUUGUAAACCUUUCAUUUAAAACCUUUAAUUUAAAAGAAAGUUUAUUUAAGUAUUAGUUUAUUUAUGCAACCAAGCUUUUAAAACUGCUUGAAAUAAAAAAUUAAAAUUAAUUUUUUUUUUUUUUUAGAAUUUUCUUGCUAGUAUUUUAAAUCAUCACAAGACAUCGAGAUGUUUAGUAGUAUGCGUAUGUGCGUGUACAGGGCGUCCCAUUUUAAAGAUCCAUUAAAUAUCUUUUUAAAAAACGUUUUAAAAACAAAACAUUUUAAACAAAAGUUGUAGGGUUCAGAACUCUGCAAAACACUAUAAUAAAGUAUUUUUUAGUAACUAUUUUCUGAAUGAGGCUUGAAUUUGACAUGCAAUUUGACAUAAAAUAUAAAACAUCUCGUAAAUU
Pogonomyrmex barbatus (red harvester ant) is the source of this 1853-nucleotide messenger RNA. RefSeq names its product RCC1-like G exchanging factor-like protein. NCBI's taxonomy places the organism in Eukaryota, Metazoa, Arthropoda, Insecta, Hymenoptera, Formicidae. Gene Ontology annotation, cellular component: mitochondrial inner membrane. Gene Ontology annotation, molecular function: guanyl-nucleotide exchange factor activity; rRNA binding. The record is from RefSeq and is a predicted model, not a curated record. Gene Ontology annotation, biological process: positive regulation of mitochondrial translation.